CUCGGGUCAGACGUCAUUUGGAACAGUCUAAGCUCCAACUCCAAGGUAGUAAUAUGAGUCUCAACCCUUCAAACGAUUUGUCGCUUGAAAUUGCACAAAGCAAAUCAAAUCAUUCAUCCGAUGGAAUCAAUGCUUUUAUUGCGUUCUUCAAGAGCAUUUAUACCCGAGGAAUAUAUGUACUGAAGAGGGAUUUCAAAUAUGCCAAUUCAUGCUGAUUAAUCGCCUCCAUUUUGAGCUGCCCCUCCCUCUUCAACAACAGCACAUUAUAUAUCUCUUUCCUCCUAUCGGAUUCCUGUGUUUUUCAUCUCCCUUUCGGUCGAACUUAGAGCUUUUCUCGCCGGAGUACGUGCGUUCAGAUGAUGUCUUGCUCGUCAGAAUCUGCUGUUCCUGCUGUCAGGACAGUCGCCAUAUCGUACUCGGAACUUAAGGACAAGAGCACUGACCUGUCCAUAAAGAUUGAAGAUGGCUUCGGACCCAAUGGUCUGGGAAUUCUAUCAAUUACAGGUGUUCCAGGAUUUUCUUUGUUGCGUCAAAAUCUUCUGCAACUUGCACCUAGGCUAGCCAGCUUGCCAGAAGAGGUGAAGAGACAACUGGAAGAUCCUCAUAGCAGGUACAACUUUGGAUGGAGCCAUGGGAAAGAGAACCUCGAAUCUGGGAAGCCUGACAUGUUGAAAGGCUCUUUUUAUGCUAAUCCAUUAUUAGAUGUGCCUACAACGGAAGCUUAUGAAAUCGAAAGGUAUCCAUCAUAUUGUGGAUCAAAUAUAUGGCCAGGAGGUGCACUGCCAGAAUUUGAAGAAGCUUUCAAAACCCUGGGGAAGCUUAUUUUUGAUGUUGGAUUAUUGGUGGCAUAUCACUGUGAUCAAUAUGUGUCUAAAGGGAUGAAAAUGCCGGAAAGUGAAGCCUUGAAAAGUAUGCUACACUCUCGGUGUCAUAAAGGCCGUCUGCUUUACUAUUUUCCAGUGGAAUGCAGUGAUCAUAACCAGGUUAGUGGUUCCAUUUCAUCUUGGUGUGGAUGGCACACAGACCAUGGUUCACUGACAGGCCUGACCUGUGCUAUGUUUACAAGGGACUCAGCGGAAAUACCUUGCCCUGACAGUGCUGCCGGCUUGUACAUAAGAACACGUGCCAAUCAAAUAGUUAAAGUUGUCUUUGGACAUGAUGAAAUAGCAUAUCAAAUUGGCGAGACCACUGAAAUACUGUCAAGAGGUUAUCUGUGUGCAACACCUCAUUGUGUCCAGGCACCGAAAGGAGAAGGAGCUCGUGGUAUUGAGCGAUCGACUUUUGCACUCUUUAUGCAACCUGACUGGAAUGAGAAGCUUAAUUUUCCAAAUGAUGUGCAUAUUCAUAAAGAGAUGAUACUGUCUAAUGGUGUUCUGACCUUCGGACAGUACUCUGAAAAGCUACUUGACAAAUAUUAUCACAAGAAAACAUAAAAAUCAUAAGCUUCAUCAUACUCAUUGCGGUAAGAAAACAAUGAAAAGAGUAUGUUGCAUUUUCAAUGUAAUUUAAGUUAGUUUAAAUAAGGCUGCAGAGAUGUGCCGUAAAGAACAUUCCUUUGCAUGAUGUGGAAAUGUCCGUGUGCUUUUCAAAGAUGUGGAGCUGAUACCUUUAAAUAGUUCUAUAAGCACAUUGUGUUAUAAACAUGUGCACAAGUCUAGAAGCUCUUUUCCUUUUAAAAUUUAUUAGUUUUUGUUGUCAGUGCUUUAUGGCUAAGUUUGGAAUAAAAUAGAAAUUUUUUGGA
Molecule: messenger RNA, 1741 nt
Organism: Carica papaya (papaya)
Lineage: Eukaryota; Viridiplantae; Streptophyta; Magnoliopsida; Brassicales; Caricaceae
Product: 2-oxoglutarate (2OG) and Fe(II)-dependent oxygenase superfamily protein
Source: RefSeq, a predicted model, not a curated record